Porites evermanni is the source of this 890-nucleotide messenger RNA. NCBI's taxonomy places the organism in Eukaryota, Metazoa, Cnidaria, Anthozoa, Scleractinia, Poritidae. The record is from the annotation of a GenBank genome assembly.
GAAUGCCACCCAGAACUUCUUAUCACAGAGAGCAAAUUCCUAAGACCCGAGUCGCUGAAUGAGUUAAUGAAGGUUGUACUAUUUACUUAUCAGAUCUAGGGCGUUAUAAACAGCCCUUUUAUUUAGAUGUUUCAACAUUUGGCGUUGUGAAAAGAAUAAACCCGCUCGUCGCCAAGAUCAAGUUACCCUGAUUCGCCGACGGUCGCUCGCUUCUACACCCUUCAACCGGAAGCAAACAUCUUUGGAGCCAAUCAGAAUCAGGCUACAGUUUGUUUGUUCAGUUCGUUUGUUUUGUUGUCCAAUUCGAUCUUAAACGUACGAACUCUUUCAAACAAGUUUUUAACCCAUAAAGAUCCCAAGCAAUGAAGAUCUAUUUUCUCCCAACAGUGUCAAUAUGUAUCCAAAAGAAAAGGUCACGAGAUUUUACUCCAAUCAUGAUCAUCAAGAGGGGAAGUUCUUUGAUCCAUUAUCAAAUUCUCUCAACUAAUUCUGUAAGGAAAUGUGUAGAGAUCAGUGUGGAGAAUUUGCUUGUCGAUAUUUGGGGUUCAGUGUUAAUUGCUUUGUGUGUAAACAAAAUCACGUUACUAAGCACGUGUUUGUUUAUUUUCAUUCGUAGCUUUCCUGUUUUCUCUCUUGGACUUUUAGGGUCCGACUUCUAUUUCCACGAGCACUCAUGUUACGUGCAUUACAUUUCAUUUUUGUUGUUGUCCUUUUCCAUAGUUCAUUGGCCACAGAGUUCACUCUCUUGUGCGUAUUAAUUUGUUUGUUUGUUUGUUUUUUUGUAGGUGUUAAUUUAUAAUUCAAGCGUUGAUAACCAAGAAUCUUAUGAAGAAGAGGCUGCGGUUUUCUUUUUGGAACUUUUAAUCAGAGUUGUUUUGCAGAACAGGUAG